GUGAACUACAUUUCCCGUGAAGCUCUGCGCGCAGAGCAGCGGAGGCUGCUGGGAAGGGCUUACGUGCCUGAAGCCGGGUCUCCGGCUGCUAGGAUGGCGAGUCAGCGAGUGUUUCCACUUUCCUGUGUGGUGCAGCAGUAUGCCUGGGGGAAGAUGGGCUCCAACAGCGAAGUGGCAUGCCUGCUGGCUAGCAGUGACCCACUGGCCCAGAUCUCAGAGGACAAGCCUUAUGCAGAGUUGUGGAUGGGGACACACCCCCGGGGAGAUGCCAGGAUCCUUGACAACCGUAUUUCCCAGAAGACAUUAGGCCAAUGGAUUGCUGACAACCAGGACUGCUUAGGCCCAAAGGUUAAAGACACCUUUAAUGGCACGCUGCCCUUCCUCUUCAAAGUGCUCUCGGUGGAAACAGCCCUGUCUAUCCAGGCACAUCCUAACAAGGAGCUGGCAGAGAAGCUGCACCUCCAGGCUCCACAGCACUACCCUGAUAACAACCACAAGCCCGAAAUGGCCAUUGCCCUCACCUCCUUCCAGGGCUUGUGUGGUUUCCGGCCAGUGGAGGAGAUUGUGACCUUCCUGAAGAAGGUGCCUGAGUUCCAGUCCCUGAUUGGAGAGGAGGCCACAGCACAGCUGAAGCAGAGCAUGAGCGGAGAUCCCGGGGCUGUGGCCUCUGCUCUGAAGAAUUGCUUCUCCCACCUGAUGAAGAGUGAGAAGAAGGUGGUGGUGGAGCAGCUUAACCUGUUGGUGAAGCGCAUCUCCCAGCAAGUAUCUGCCGGAAACAGCAUGGACGACAUCUGUGGGACGCUCUUGCUGCAGCUGCACCAGCAGUACCCAGGUGAUAUCGGAUGUUUUGCCAUUUACUUCCUGAACCUGCUCAACUUGAAGCCAGGGGAAGCCAUGUUUCUGGAGGCCAAUGUGCCCCAUGCCUACCUGAAGGGAGACUGUGUGGAAUGCAUGGCAUGUUCAGACAAUACUGUGCGUGCUGGCCUGACGCCCAAAUUCAUUGACGUGCCAACCCUGUGUGAAAUGCUCAACUACACACCUAGCCCCAGCAAGGACAGGCUGUUUGCCCCAACACGGAGUCAAGAUGACCCCUAUCUCUCUAUCUAUGACCCCCCUGUGCCGGACUUCACUGUUAUGAAGAUGGAGGUCCCUGGCACUGUCACUGAAUACAAGGUCUUGGCACUAGACUCUGCAAGCAUCCUUCUCAUGGUCCAAGGGACAGUGACAGCUACCACACCCACAGUUCAAGCAGAAAUCCCUUUGCAGCGUGGUGGAGUGCUCUUCAUUGGGGCCAAUGAAAGUGUCUCGUUGAAACUUGCCGUGCCCAAGGAUCUGCUCAUAUUCCGGGCCUGCUGCCUGUUGUAGAGAACAGUCUUCCUACCCUCUCUGCCUGUCACCAUAUCCUGGCCAGCUCCAACCCCUGUCCCUGUUGUGUACUCUUUGAUGCAUGCUGGAAUGGUAGAGUAGUGAGCGUGGCAUCAGUGACUCCAGAACAUGACCAGGUUGGACCAUCUUCAGGAUGAGGGGUCUGUGUGAAGACAGACCUGCCACUCCAUGGUACGACACUCCUUACUACCUCUGAGCCAGAUGUGUCCAUUCAGGAGGCAACAGCUGUGCCCCAGCUAAGGCAUUAGGCUAACAAAAACAUGCAUGACCCAGCAUCAGGUGAGCAUCCGAGUGACAGGUGAGGUGAUGUCUGAACAACAGGCUUGCCCUGGGACUGCCUGCUCUCUCAGCUGCGGAGAGGGGAAGGGGCAGGCCAGCAGACUAAGGGUUUUAUUCCCUCCAGCUCUGUCAAAGUAAUUAAAGAUUGCUUGUGUUGCAGAUACAGACUAAA
Messenger RNA from Myodes glareolus (Bank vole), 1837 nucleotides. RefSeq names its product mannose phosphate isomerase (gene Mpi). Gene Ontology annotation, cellular component: cytosol. Gene Ontology annotation, biological process: carbohydrate metabolic process; GDP-mannose biosynthetic process. Lineage: Eukaryota; Metazoa; Chordata; Mammalia; Rodentia; Cricetidae. Gene Ontology annotation, molecular function: zinc ion binding; mannose-6-phosphate isomerase activity. The record is from RefSeq and is a predicted model, not a curated record.